Phalacrocorax carbo (great cormorant) is the source of this 4648-nucleotide messenger RNA. The record is from RefSeq and is a predicted model, not a curated record. NCBI's taxonomy places the organism in Eukaryota, Metazoa, Chordata, Aves, Suliformes, Phalacrocoracidae.
GGAGGCGGCGAGCGCGGCGCGGGGGCGGGCGCGGGGCCUGGAGGGGAGCGGGACCGGAGCCGGCACCGAGGCCACCCCAGCAGAAACUCAAGCAAAUGCUUCAGCUCCUCAUUCCUGCCUGUUACCGCACCAGGGUGGCUAUGACUCAACCCAGCUUCCAGGACUGAGGGGCAGAGGUGGUGAGAGACCUGUCUCGGGGUGAGGCCUCACGACGGCACCAAUGGAGAGUAUGUACUCAGUGGAACCAGCACCUGAUGGUGCCAGCCCCACCUCGCUGGACGUGCUCAGCUUCAUGGAUGCCCUGGUGAACAGCACAGAGGAACAAUGCUUCAGUGUGCGCUCCCGCAGCACCGUCCUGGAAGGGCUGCCAUUCGGCGGCGUGCCUACCGUGCUUGCCAUCAACUUCAUCCUCUGGCUGUUUCUCCUCCUGGUCUUCUCCUGCCUUCGGAAAGCGGCUUGGGAUUACGGGCGCCUGGCACUGCUGAUGGACAAUGAUAGUUUGACGUCACUUUUCUACGGAGAGCAGAGUGAGAAGGAGAAGUCCCCAUCGGAGAGCAGCCCCCUGGACAUCGACAACAAGGACGUGGGUUUCUGCUCCUGGCUCAUUUCUAUCUACCAGAUGAAGGACGAGGAGAUUCAGAGCAAGUGUGGGAUCGAUGCCACCACCUACCUCUCCUUCCAGCGGCACCUCCUGGUCCUGCUGAUGCUGGUCUGUGUGCUCUCUGUGGCCGUCAUCCUGCCCGUCAACUUCUCGGGGGACCUCCUGGGACACAAUCCCACCCACUUUGGCAGGACAACCAUCGCCAACAUCCCAACACAGGACCAUCUCCUGUGGCUGCACAGUAUCUUUGCCCUCAUCUAUUUCAUCCUCACCAUCCUCUGCAUGGCUCACCACUCCGUCCACCUUGAAUACAGAGAGAAUGAGAAGGUCGCCUGGACACUGAUGGUUACCAACAUCCCAAAGGAGAUCACAGACACUUCACUUAUCAUCAAGCAUUUCCAUGAGGCUUAUCCCAGCUGCACCGUCACCAAUGUCCAGUUCUGCUUUGAUGUGCGCAAGCUGAUGAAGCUGGAUGCAGAGAGGCGCAAGGCAAUGAAGGGACGGCUUUACUUCACUACCAAGGCACAGAAAGAGGGGAAGAUCAUGAUCAAAACCCACCCCUGUGCCCGCAUCUUCUGCUGCCGCUUCUGUGGCUUUGAGCAGGUGGAUGCUGAGCAGUACUAUGGGGAGCUGGAGGAGAAGCUCACGGAUGAGUUCAAUGCUGAGCGCAACCGCAUCGCGCUCAAGCGACUCGACAUGGCCUUUGUCACCUUCCAGGAUGAGCGGAUGACAGCUGUGAUUUUGAAGGACUACAGCCACAUCCGGUGCCGCAAGUACCCCCAGCAGUCCUCUGUCACCACCGUGGUCAAGUCACACCACUGGGGAGUUCGCUAUGCCCCUGCACCUGGAGAUAUUAUCUGGGAGAAUUUAUCAGUCCGUGGCACAUCUUGGUGGGUAAGAUUCAUCCUCCUUAAUAUCUGCCUCUUCGUCCUUCUCUUCUUCCUCACCACGCCAGCCAUCAUCGUCAACACCAUGGACAUGUUCAACGUCACACAGCCUGUGGAGAGCCUCAAGAACCCCAUCAUCACCCAGUUCUUCCCCACACUGCUGCUCUGGGCCUUUUCCGUCUUCCUGCCAUUCCUCGUCUACUACUCAGCAUUCUUCGAGUCGCACUGGACAAGGUCAAGUGAAAAUCAGCUCACCAUGCACAAGUGCUUCUUCUUCCUGGUGUUCAUGGUCAUCAUCCUGCCCUCACUGGGGCUGAGCAGCCUGGACCUUUUUUUCCGCUGGCUCUUCGACACCCACUUUCUGGACGAGGCCAAUAUCAAGUUCCAGUGUGUUUUCCUCCCGGACAACGGCGCUUUCUUCGUCAACUAUGUGGUCACCUCCAGCCUGAUUGGGACAGCCAUGGAGCUGCUGCGCAUCCCAGGCCUCCUUGUCUACACUGCCCGCCUCUGCUUUGCCAAGUCUGAGCCUGAGCGGCUCCAUGUCAAGCGGAGCCAAGCCUACCAGUUCCAGUUUGGACUGGAGUACGCCUGGACCUGCUGCAUCUUCUCUGUCGUCAUGACCUACAGCAUCACCUGCCCCAUCAUCGUCCCCUUCGGGUUGCUCUACAUGCUGCUUAAGCACAUGGUUGACCGGUACAACAUUUACUACGUGUACAUCCCCACCAAGCUGAACCAGCGCCUCCACGUUGCUGCCAUCAGCCAGGUUGUGGUGGCCCCCAUCCUCUGCAUGUUCUGGCUGCUCUUCUUCUCCAUCCUGCGCCUUGGUCCCACCCGACCUGUCACCCUCUUCACCUUUGUGGUCCUCCUCUCCUGCAUUGUCUUCUCCUUCUUUGGCCUCUGCUUGAAGAAGCUGCAGCCGCGGAAACCCUCCAGCUACCAGAUGUCCGACCAGUCUGAGAGCACCUUCAACGACAUGGAGCGGAGCAGUGUUUCCUCCACCCCCAACUCUAAUCUCUUUGUGGCCACCGUCCUGCAGGAGCCUGAGCUGAGUCUGACGCCGGCAGCCUCCCCGGCUCACCAGUCCUAUGGCACCAUGGGCAACCACUUGGAGCCAGCAGAGGAUGGGGAGGAUGGGGGGCUGCAGAGCUUCGAGACAGAGCUGGAGACAGUGGAGGGCGAGUACAGGAGCGGUCACAUGAUGGAGAGCCAGGCCCGCUACCAGUGAGCAUCCCUGCUACCGGGGCAAGGGCCAGCCGUGCCGAGAGUGGAGGAUGUGCUGGGGGGCAGGAAGGAGUCUUCCCAGCACUGGUGGGGGCCACCUUGCUGACAAGGUGGGGGGAUGACAGGACUGAUGUGAGGGGGAGACCCCAUUGCAUGGGACGUGGCGGGAGGCUCUGCCAGUCCCUCCUGCUGCCUGGACUGGCUCAGGCCCCACCCCCCCCAAACCCUCCCUGCCCCCACCUGCCUCGCCCAGCCCGUUGUAUGGAAGAGGGAGUGCAGCGGUGUGGGGAAACGGUCUCUCUGAGAGGCCAUGCUUUUGGGGGUCAGGAGGGAGGCCCUGGCCCCUCUGUGAGGGGGUAAGUAGCCCAGACAGCUCAGAUGAAUGUGCUUCCUGCCACACUGUCCCGAAGGUCUUCAGUGGCAGGGGAUGGCCACCCCUAACCCUUGCUUUCCACCCUGCCCACCCAUUGCCCAUGGUGGCCAUGCUGCGGCCUCCCCGAUGCCAGCCAUGCCUACACUUGCCCACCCCUGCUGCCACCUCCACACUUUGCCCAUUAAAGCAAGGCCUGCUGAGAUGCGUGUGCUUUGGUGGAGGAGGAGGAGGAGGCAAGUGCCUGGGACUCCCCCACAUAUGCGUGAGCACCAGUGACCCUAUGCAGAGGCAGGCAUUAAAAUGCAAGCCCAGGUCUUCCCCAUCCUCCCACCCCAUCCCUCCGCUGCCACUGCAUCAUGCCUGUGCCCUUGGGUCCUAGGUGUGGUCAAGGGACAAGUGUAUUUAAUGGCAGUGAGGGCAGCACCUUGUCAUCAUACUCCCCCACCCCCAGCAGCAUCCUCCUCAUGCUUAUGGUCUCCCUGGGACUGGCCAGGCAUGGGACCCCACAUGGCUCUAUCCUGUUGCAACAGAAAUGGGCGGGGGCUGGCAGGACCCUGGCCUCUAGGUCCCGGUCCACCACAUCCUGCCCUUGCCCACAAGCCACAGCCAUGGGAUGCUCCCCCAGCAGUUCCACCACCUCUUGAGUGUGAGUCCUGCUGUGGUCAGUGUAAAUGUGCUAGCUCCUGCCUGGGCAGCAUCGCUGGGGGUUUCCAGCUCAUCUGCAGGAGCUGUGGAGGCCCCUAAGGACAAGGGCAAAUCCUCACCCUACUCAGCCCCUCUCCCACCAGGCUAGCCUGCCUGGGCAUUUUGCCUCCUCGCUCAGCCCUGCUUUGGCCUCGGGGUUGAUUUUCCUGCUCCUGAUUUUCCUGUUGGCUUCAGAGCAGUUCUAGCCACCAUCCCAGGGCUGUGCAGGGAGGGAAGGGAUGACAAUGCAGCUCUGCCGGCACCGGGGCUGCUGCCAUGAGGAAUUCUGCUGCGCAAAGACAGAUGCUUGGAGAUGGCACCGCUCAGCAUUACUGGUGCCACUUGCGGGGAGGGGGGAGGGCAUGGUGUGACAGUUCUGGGGAGAGGGGAAGGGUGGUUAAAAGGCAGCAGACCAGCAGUGAGCUGUGGGUCUUUGUUGGACUCAAGUGGGCCCUGGGACAUCCCUGUGGGGCUGGUGGGUUUCAGCUCAGCCAGCUGGGAGCUCUGUGGCCCCCAUCCCACGCACGCGCCUGCAUGCUGGGACAAUGGCUGCAGCACACAAGGCACUGAGCGGUUGCCUUGGGGGAGCCUUGACCUCAACUGCUCCCUCCCAACCCCAAAAAAGACCCUGGGGGGGCUUGUGGCUUUCUGCCCAGGUGCCCCUGGGGCUGCUUGCAGCUCAGGUGCUGCCCUCACUGCCUGCUCUGAGGGCAGCCCUGGCCAGAGCUGGGGGGAUACUGGUGGCCUCUCUCUAGGUGGAAGCAAGUGCCUGCAAGUGGCACCGCAUCCUUGGGACCUCGGGCUGCCCCGCUGUAGGAAUGUGCCAGAGGUCUGUACCUUCUUGUGAUUUAUUGCUAUGAUCGUGCCUUGAAUAAAAUGACU